AAGUGCUUGAGCGAGAAAUUGUCUCCCUAUCUUUUGACAUUGUCGUCGUUUGAUCUCUAAACGAGCCAUUACUUGCUCAUCAAAUCAACGUGCCGGUGAUAAGUUCAUUUCUUGACAAAGCUUCACGCGUUUGUGCCGGGCGGUGCGUAACUACUGCGAUGGCAGUCACGCUUAAUUGUAUGUCAAAACGUAUUAGCAUUAUCAUUUAAGUAAAAAUAAUUUCAUCUUAAAAAAGCAGAUUCAAAUUUAAGCCGUUUUUUUUAAUUAUACCGGUUUGACACUGGAACGGCUUUGCUUGACCGUUUUUUGGUGCCGUAUGGGUCGUAGGUUGACUGGGUCCGAAUGAGGUUGUGAUGUCACUGCCUUCAGAUUAGGCGACAGAGCUAGACAGGUAUAAGGUAUGCCUGCCCUGAACUUGUUGCCAACCAAUCACAGGGCAUACUGAAUAGUCACAAACAACCAUUUCCGUAUGUUUUUUUUUUUAAUGUGGUGGGAAGCCGCAGUUCCGGGAGAAAUCCGAACCGAAAUUCGAACCCACAAACUCUCAACCGUAGACCGUGGAUGAAAGAGAUUAAGUCAAAGGCCCAUUCGUCAUUCCCAGGGAAUGUCCCUAAGAUUCCCAUGUCGGUCUCCCAGAACUACUUAGGUUUUGUUUGAAUUUAGCGUAGCUUUUAAUAUCAACUGAGAGAGUGUGUGUGUGUUUUGAAGCCGGAAGAGGAGUCACUCAGGGGACAGUCGAUGAGUGGCGGAGGCAUGGCAAGCUGACGGCAAGCUCCCCUUGAAGCCCGACUGGGAUGUGGCAGAUGAUGUCAUGUCAUGUCAGCUUUGGCUCGGUGUCGAUCACCGGGGGAGAGUUUAGAUGUUGCAAGUCACCGGCAUUGUGUUUCCGAGCCAUUUGUUUCGGUUGUUACGCCGCUCCGGAUUGUCCUUCGGAUUUGUUGGACAUCUCAGUGUUUGCCGGGUGGAUCACGGGGGAGUUUUGUCAGACUUUUUGUCGACGUGACUCAUGUGCUUGUCUACACCUCCCUGGUGAAUAGCACAACAUUGCAUGGAGUUUGAUAUGGAACAGUUAUGAUGCAAGCAAAACGCAGUCCUCUGACUGUAUGAAAACGUUUGUAAUUGUAGUGCACAGUAUUUAUUUUGUUGAAGUUUGCCUUAGUUUCUUCUCUGAGUCCAACUGAAUGAAAUUCUUGAUCUUGUUCUUCUUGUUCUUCUCCUUGUUCUUCUUCUUCUUCUUCUUCUUGUUCCUCUUCUUUUUAUUCCUUUUAUUUUCCUUGAACCUUUUCCUCUUCUCAGUUUUCUUCUCAGUCUUCUUCUCCUUCUUCCACUUCUUCUUCUUGUUCCUCUUUUUGCUCCUUUUCUUCUUGUUCCUCUUGUUGUUCCUCUUCUUGUUCCUUUUCUUCUUCUUCUUGUUCUUCUUUGUGAUUGGAUUCUCUCUAAAUUAACUGCAGAGUUCCUGGAAGAAUUUUUGUCCUCAUCUCCGUUUGACACAGCAUUGCAUUGUUGUGCAAAGGUCAAAGGGACACCAACCGAGCCACACAAAGGAAAGCAUGACACUGAUAUGAGCUGCUAUCACAUAAAAGUAACCUUUUUAGCUUAUGGGCUGAGCCCCUCUCUUUCUCCUCUCGCUUACUUUCGCUCAUGCACGUACACGCACGCACGCACACAAUAACACAGACGCACACGCUCCUCUUCCAGUAUCGGCCAUCCCUCCGGCUGUAGGUGGAGCUGGAGCUUUCCUGGAAUUGUCGGGCAACUUUUCCUGUUGUGCUGGCUCCGGUCUCGCUCAAUCAGCUCUGCGGUGGGAUUCAGGGGAAUGUCGGUCUCGGGAGUCACAGCCGUGCUUCCCAGCCUGCCGACGAUGCCUCCUCCGCUCUGGUGGAUGUGAUUUUUUUUCUACCCGUUGUGGUCAAAGGUCUUCUUCCUUCUGCAGAAAUGAAUCGACGGUGCGAAACGGGGCGGAAUCCAUCGAUAGCUGAGCGGCUUCCCUGGAUUUCGCUGCCCUCUCCUCUUAGUUUGGCUUGAAGAUGGAAACAUUGGAGUCGGAGCUGACAUGCCCAAUUUGUCUGGAGCUCUUUGAGGACCCGCUUCUCCUGCCUUGCGCUCACAGCCUUUGUUCCAACUGCGCCCACCGCAUCCUGGUGUCGCACUGCACCCCCAGCGAGCCCAUCCAGUCCAUCCGCGCCUUCCAGUGCCCCACCUGCCGCUAUGUCAUCAACCUCAACCAACGAGGCCUAGAGGGACUCAAGCGCAACGUCACCCUGCAGAACAUCAUCGACCGCUACCAGAAGGCUUCUCUCAGCGGACCCAACUCGCCCAGCCAGCCCCGGCGGGAGCGAGCAACCCCAGAAGGCGGCGCCAUGACGCAGCCUGGAGAUCGGGUGCAGUGUCAGUUCUGCGAGCAGGAACCGCCCCAUGAAGCCGUGAAGACCUGCGUUACCUGCGAGGUGUCCUACUGCGACGACUGCCUCAAGGCCACCCACCCCAACAAGAAGCCUUUCACGGGCCACCGCCUCGUGGAGCCCCUGCUGGACUCCCGCAUGCGAGGGGUCAUGUGCGUGGAGCACGAGGACGAAAAGGUCAACAUGUACUGUUUGACGGACGAGCAGUUGAUUUGCGCCUUGUGCAAGCUGGUCGGACGACACAGGGACCACCAAGUCGCCGGUCUGGGAGACCGAUACGACAAACUCAAGCAUGCCUUGGACACCAACCUUAGCAAUCUCAUCAAGAGGACCAGUGAGUUGGAAACUCUGAUGGGCAAACUCAUCCAGACGUGCCAACACGUGGAGAUAAAUGCAUCCAGGCAAGAAAACAAGCUGCUGGAGGAGUGUGACCUCCUGAUCAAUAUCAUACAGCAGAGAAGGCAAAUCAUCGGUACCAAGAUAAAAGAGGGAAAGACGGUGCGCCUGAGGAAGCUGGCCCAGCAAAUCAGCAGCUGCAAGCAAUGCGUCGAGAGGUCCGCUUCCCUCAUCGCUCAGGCCGACCACACUUUGAAAGAGACCGACCCCUCUCGCUUCCUUCAGUCAGCCAAAAGUCUCUGCGAGAGAGUCUCCAUGGCAACGGCAUCCUCACAGAUCUUGCUACCGGAAAUAAACCUGAAUGACACAUUUGAUACUUUUGCUCUAGACUUCACAAAAGAGAAAAAAAUGUUAGAGAGUUUGGAUUAUCUCACAGCGCCAAAUCCGCCAGUAAUCCGUGAAGAAUUAUGCACGGCUUCGUACGACACCAUCACGGUUCACUGGACGUCAGAUGACGAAUUCACUGUCGUGUCCUACGAACUGCAGUACGCCAUCUUCACCAGCCACACCAAUGUUGUCAGUUUGUGCAAUUCCGCUGACAGCUGGAUGAUUGUCCCAAACAUCAAGCAAAAUCACUACACAGUGCACGGGCUCCAAUGUGGCACCAAGUACGUCUUCAUCGUCAAAGCCAUCAACCAGGCCGGAAACCGCAGCAGCGAACCGGGGAAGCUCAAGACCAACAGUCAACCGUUCAAGCUGGAUCCAAAGUCCGCUCACCGAAAAUUACGGGUGUCCCACGACAACCUGACUGUGGAGAAGGAUGAGACGUCGUCCAAAAAGAGUCACGGCCAGGACCGCUUCAGCAGCAACAGCAGCUACGGCGUCACCGGCAAUGUUUACAUCGACAGCGGCCGCCAUUACUGGGAGGCUCUCAUAGGAGGAAGCACAUGGUUCGCAGUGGGUAUCGCCUACAAGUCGGCACCAAAACACGAGUGGGUGGGCAAGAACUCGGCCUCAUGGGUACUGUCCCGCUGUAACAACUCGUGGGUGGCCCGUCACAACAACAAGGAGAACCCCUUGGAGCCCUCGCCCCACCUUCGCCGACUCGGUGUCCUGCUCGACUACGACUCGGGAUUUUUGUCGUUCUACGACGCCGUGGGCUCUCAACACUUGCACACCUUUGACAUCCCCUUCGCACAGCCCGUCUGCCCCGUGUUCAACGUGUGGAACCGAUGUCUCACUAUCCUCACUGGACUGCCCAUCCCAGACCAUCUAGAGGGAAGCGAGUCGAGCAACUGACUCGCUGGACGUUUUUUGUGGACGUUUUGAUAGGCACAAUAAAUGACUGUUUGUUUCUCAUGCAAUCUUUUUAAUAAGUUUAACAAUUUGCGUUUCUGAAAUUAUUUUCAGGCAUUUUACUUUGCACAUGUAUGUACAUUAUUCUGCUGGAGCAUUUUUAAAGGGGAUACCUACUGUUUUAAAUGACUAAAAUAUUUUAAAUAGGCUGCAAUUUUUUUUAAUUAGUCUUAAUUUGCGCAUUUGUAUCCAUGUGAUGGAAAAAUGUUUUUUGAGGAAUCGUCAUAGUUCGAAAGUUGAGGGCUGUGUGAUAAAUCUCUAUUUUUCAGCACUUUGAGGAGGAAAAAAAUGACUGUCACAAUAAAAUGUAUUUCUAAGUCA
This is a messenger RNA of Syngnathus typhle (broad-nosed pipefish), 4415 nucleotides long. It is a transcript of the gene mid1, whose product is annotated as midline 1. The coding region runs from base 2028 to 4037 and encodes 669 amino acids. Gene Ontology annotation, molecular function: zinc ion binding; protein binding. NCBI's taxonomy places the organism in Eukaryota, Metazoa, Chordata, Actinopteri, Syngnathiformes, Syngnathidae. The record is from RefSeq and is a predicted model, not a curated record. The transcript has 10 exons.